AUGUCUUCGGAGAAAGAUGAAAACGAGCUGGAAGCCGCCGGCUACGAGUCUCAGAUGCCCCGGCGCUUCUCGCUGUGGUCGCUCGGCGCCCUGUCAUUUACCAUGACCGGCACCUGGCAAGGGACAGGCUCAUCGAUGGGCAUUGGGCUUAGGGCUGCAUCUUCUGGCGGAGUGAUGUGGUCUCUUCUCGUCGCAGGCACAAUGACAACCGUCGUGGCUGCCGGAAUGGCCGAACUGGCUUCCGCAUAUCCUGUUUCUGGUGCCCAGUAUUACUGGUCCUACAUGGUUGCGAGCAAUGACUAUCGAGCAUUUGCGGCUUUUCUUACGGCCAUGUUGAGCGUUAUUGGUUGGUGGUUCUCAGCAGGCGCAGUAGCCAACUUUGUUGCUGGGACUAUCUUGAAUAUUGUGGUGGCCUGGAAUACGGACUAUGAACCACAGGCCUGGCAAAAAUAUCUGCUGUUUGUUACGUUCGUCUGGCUCGCCGCGUCCUUCAAUAUCUUCGCGGCCAACUGGAUCCCAUAUUUCAACAAGAUGAUGUUCGUGUUUGCGCUUAUAACAAUGACCUCAACAAUGAUCACCAUGUUCGUCGUUGCUCGGGGGCAUCAUCAGUCAGCCGAAUUCAUCUUCACCAACAUGGAAACGCACACUGGCUGGUCAAGCGACGGUUUCGGCUUUUUACUUGCCAUGGGGAAUGCAGUGUAUGCUUUUAUGGGUGGCGACUGUGCUGCAAAGCUGGCAGAGGAGAUCCCCAACCCUUCCAAGAACGUUCCACUGGUGACCAUCUUUCCAGUUGUCACGGGGUUUCUGACAGCAUUCCCUUUUGCGGGUGCUCUACUCUACGCUAUAAAGGAUAUCGACUCGGUUCUGAAUACUGCCACAGGCCUGCCUCUAUUUGAGAUUUACCUACAGGCAACUGAGUCGAAAUUAGCCGCCUCGGUGCUCUUGGGCGUUUUUUCAAUGUUCCAGUUCAGCACCUUGAUUGCCUCUACUACCACAGGAUCACGCACAGUUUGGGCAGUUUCGCGCGACGACGUUCUUCCAUUCUCACAUCUCUGGCAAAAGGUCAACCCCCAGUUCGAUGUCCCGGUUAAUUCAAUGCUUUUAUCGGCAUCAUUCAUAACGGCGUACGGUCUCAUCUUCCUUGGGUCGACAACAGCCUUUUCUGCGAUGGUCAACGCGACCAUCAUCUUUAUCCAGACCUCAAUUGUUCUUCCACAAGCCAUCGUCCUUUUCCGAGGUCGGGAUCGAGUACUACCACCACGCUGGUUCAACCUUGGGAGAUACGGCGUCAUUAUUAACGCCCUCUCUGUGCUGUGGGUUUUCGGGCUCAACAUACUCUUCUGCUUCCCGACUACCUUGCCCAUCACAGCCAUGAACAUGAACUACGUCCCCAUCGUGGUCUCCGUGGCAACAGCUUCCAUUUUCGUGUUCUGGUUCAUGGGCAAGAAGAACUCGUUCACCGGCCCGGUAAUCGACAUGAAGGCUCUUGAUGCUAGGAGGAAGGAAGCCAUGGACACCGAUUCCACUCUCAACAACGCAGGUCAUGAGUCUGACGGGACCAUUGUCGAGGGAGAUCUUGGUAUGGAGAAAAAUGAAGGAGUCAAGAUCAAGGAAAUUUCCAACUAG
Messenger RNA from Clonostachys rhizophaga, 1626 nucleotides. NCBI's taxonomy places the organism in Eukaryota, Fungi, Ascomycota, Sordariomycetes, Hypocreales, Bionectriaceae. The record is from the annotation of a GenBank genome assembly.